This is a messenger RNA of Suillus discolor, 642 nucleotides long. RefSeq lists its product as uncharacterized. Lineage: Eukaryota; Fungi; Basidiomycota; Agaricomycetes; Boletales; Suillaceae. Bases 1 to 642 code for a protein of 213 amino acids. The record is from RefSeq and is a predicted model, not a curated record. The transcript has a single exon.
AUGCCUGUAACAUGUAGAGAUCAGGGUCAGUUUCCUCCGCCGGACCACCCCAACUCUGACGCCCUCAAUGUGUUCAUGCACUUCUUCGUGGCCGAGGCUCAAGCUAAAGAGCUGGCUACCAGGAAGGAGGCUCACGCAUUCAAACAACGCCUCCAUUCUGAGCGCGACCGUGACCAGGACUACCGUCACCGCCCACAUGGGCGCGAUCGCAAGCUCGAAAGACAUCAUCAGCGUGAGGCCACUCACUUUGCUAGCCGCCGGGCGCUGUCUUCCCUUCAUCGAAUGUUGGACAACCGCCCUGUCCACAGACAUGACCUACCAAGGACGCAACCUCAUGAGGUUCCCCUUCCCCAGUCCCCUUCCAUGUCCAUCACGCCUCCUCCUUCUCUACCAUCCCCUGCUUCACCUUCCCCCCCUGCAGAACCUGCAGGUGAUCUUGGCGCGGAUAUCGACUCGCUCAUUGCCGAGUCCGAGCAGAUGGACUUAGAGGCCGAAGCUCGUCGUCGCGGUUUCACAACCGAGGAGCUUUUUGGUAGUGUCGUCCUCCUCGGAUUAGUGACUAUUGUUAACAUGUCCCUCCUCGUUCUCCUAGCAGCUAUGGGCACCAUGAACAUUGAGUCCGCUCCCACCUCUCAGGCUUAA